Molecule: messenger RNA, 324 nt
Organism: Durusdinium trenchii
Lineage: Eukaryota; Dinophyceae; Suessiales; Symbiodiniaceae
Source: the annotation of a GenBank genome assembly
AUGGGGCGACGCAAAGAAGAGACCGAAGAGGAGGAAGAAAGUGAGUACGUCUACGAGUAUGAGGAAGAGACGGUGUCGGACAGUGCGGAGAGCGACCGCGCCAAGAAGGAGCCACCGCGACCGCGCCGAGAUAGUGCACGUCUCGUUCCCGCGACCGAGACCGUGGGUCCAAGGGACGUGACCGCAGCCGAGGAAGCCGCGGGCGAAGCCGCCGCAGGCGUUCCCGGUCCCGUACGAGAGAUGAAGAUCGAGUGCCGUCGCCCACCUAUUCCACAGAGGACCUGUGGCGACGAUUGCAGCAUUUGGGCACUUGGAAAGGUCUAG